Marchantia polymorpha subsp. ruderalis is the source of this 3432-nucleotide messenger RNA. NCBI's taxonomy places the organism in Eukaryota, Viridiplantae, Streptophyta, Marchantiopsida, Marchantiales, Marchantiaceae. The record is from the annotation of a GenBank genome assembly.
ACGCCGGCGCGGAGGGCUACUUGGGAAAGUGCGACGCGACAGGAACUUUUGUCGAUCAGCGUAAAGGCCGUCGAAAGAUCUGCACACUUUGUCAGUGCAAUCAACCGUAAAGAGAACAUUUCUACUCGUACCUGAGUUGCAAUCUGCGGAGUCCGUUGUUUCGUUGGGAUAUUGCAAUUUGUUGUUGGAAUUUGUGGACUUUGGGUGGCUCAGUGGCUUUGUAGUCGAUUCUUGAUCGUGGAGAGGGAUCAGGAGAGAGGGAUUGAGCUCGUCCAGCGAUUGCAGAGGAUUAUGGCGUGGUCAAAACGCAAUUGACGCGAGAACUGGAUGGGCUGAAAGGUUUCUUGAAUAAUUGGGAAAUGUCCCGCAUCCAGUAUUCUUGUCCAAGUUUUUUCUUUCGUGAUUGCUGUUGUCCACUCAGAUGACUUCAGACAUUGAGAAGAGGUUGAUAUAGGUUCAUAAUUUGAAGACAGGGAGCUUUCAGUUUCUAAGAUUACGGCAGGAGGUGGUUGUGAAGGAGUUCGGUUUGGCAUAAGGAGGUGGAACAAGCAGGAACCAAUUGCUCCUGAUUCAAAUGGAUACCGGAGUCUAAGGUGGUCUGCUAUUUUCCGUAGGCCGAAGGGAUUACACCAACAAUUUCCCAGUCUUUGAUUGCUUGAAGGUACCGGCCAUUUCCUGGGUAGGGGUGCUUGUAGUUUGUCGGGAGACAAGCAGCUCUGGGUUCCAGUGCAGGCCUGUCCAAUGCUCUUGGGGACGGCCUCUUAUCUUUGGUUGUCUCAUUUCUGAGUUUGUCAGGACUGCUUUGAUGCACACGGGCUUCCUCGGGCUCUGAAGCUCGAGCAACGGUAGAUAUCGGAUGGCGAAAGUUUGUUAAGGAAGUUAGCUACCUUGGUGUGGCCCUUUUUCAAAGUUCCGUGUAGAAACUGGCAGGGCUUGAUCGAUUUAGGGAGAAUGGUUUCUUUACUUCAUUCGAUUGGGUUUCAAGGCAGGUCCGUGGAAAAUUCCCCAGCAGUCAGCAGGAAGUCGGGCAAUUGGAUUAAUCUUAUGUCUGAUAUUGUUCCAGUCCAUUUGGAGAUUGGUUCUCGACACGUGCUCCAAAAGCAGAGGUCGUUGCCCAGGAGGAAGCUUAGAAGAAUGAAAAGCUGGAAAUAUGGCAGAAGUUCAAGUUUGUUGUUUGGAGUUCCCGGCUCUGUACACAGGGAUGUCACUUGUGGUUGUGGAGGUAGAAGUCAGUAUCUAGGGAAGAGGCUCAGUGCACGAUUUCCGUCCAGUGUAUCAACCAUCAGAAGUUCAAAAGGACAGUGGACAGGAAGAUUGGACAGGAAGCCUCAUAUUUCUGAUGGCAAUGAACUUGUCGAAAACCAGAGACAGCCUGGUUUCUUGAGGUCUAAGUCAGGAGGCUUAGCUCGCAGUUCUCGACGUCGCAUGGCUUCAUUGGCAUCUGUUGACGAAAAAGAGAGCUAUUCAAGGGUUCAGUGCUCUCACGCUUGGAAGUCAUGUCAGCGCAAUCUUAUGACAGCCGCGGCUGUUGCAGGUCUUUCCCUUUCUCUCUGUUCUUCUGCUUUAGCAAGUUCCACGAGUAACGAAUGGUCUAGCAUUCCUGGGUACACGAAAGAGGAUAUAGAGACCCAGCUUAUGUAUCAACUUCAUUCGGAAAUCAAAGCGCAGAAGGAGUGGUUGGAAGGUGUGGGUCAACCCUUGAGUCAGUGGUCGAUAGACGAUCACGUCAAGCAGAAGUUAUUCGUGGGUGGCGAAGGGAAAGCAGUCACGAAGUUGGACGAGAGUGGAAAACCUGUGACGACUCGCAGGGUAGCGAGCGUUGUCGUCCCUUUAUUUAAACCUUCAGCGUUAGUUAGCAAGGAGAGAACCAGUAUUGGGCAAGACAUCUCACGAGACAGACCGGCAGUGUCAAAGUCCAUUCCAGACGAUAGUUCCUCGGCUUCAGGACGAUCUACCAACUCGACCACAACACAUUUGCCCUCUCGAGAUGCCCCGGAGCUCGUUGCCGUGGCUUCUGUACCUGUAGGGUCGAUUGUAUCUGCCGCGAGUCGAACCGUGGCUUCUAUGCAAAGUGCUGCUGUUGCCACCGCUCUGAGCUCCUCUCCAGUUCCCGGUGUGGGUCUAAUGGCUAGAAUAAUGAUGCAUCUCAGUGGAGGAGGAAUCGCAGGAGCGAUGGGAGCCACUUUAGUCUACCCUCUGGACACCAUCAAGACCAGAAUGCAAGCUCAAAGAUCAAAGGAUGGAGAAAAGCCACAUUACAAAGAUGAAGUGGACUGUCUUCGACAAGUAAUAGCAGAAGGAGGCUUGGGGGCUCUCUAUUCUGGUCUUGUUCCACAACUUAUCGGCAUAGCUCCUGAGAAGGCUAUGAAACUUACAGUGAACGAAAUCCUUAUGGAGAUGUUAGAGAGCCAGAUGCCAGGGGUUGGUGUUGUUUUCUUAGAGUUUAUUGCUGGCGGAGGAGGAGGUUUUUCUCAGGUUGUUUUUACAAACCCUAUGGAAGCCGUAAAGGUGCGGUUGCAGACACAAGCCAAGGACUCGAGAGCGAAGAGUAUGUGGGAAGUUGUUCAGGAACUUGGAUUGCAUGGGUUGUAUAAUGGUUCUAUGGUCACAAUGGCACGUGAUAUACCAAGCACAGCAAUUUUCUUCGCUGUGUACACAUUCAUCACACAAAUGUACCCUGAGCAGAGCUUCAUGGCUGGAUGCAUUGCCGCAAUUCCUGCAACGGUAAUAGUCACUCCGAUGGACGUCAUCAAAACCAGAAUGCAGGUGGAGGCGACUGCCGGCGAGGAGGUAUACGAGAAUGCUUGGCAUUGUUUUAUGACGAUUUUACAAAAGGAAGGACCUGGAGCUCUAUUCAAAGGCAGUGGGGUACGCGUCUUAAAAACUAGUCCCCAAUUCGGGAUCACCCUAAUGCUCUACGACAUGAUUUGCCAUCGGCAGUAAACCUUAAUUUAGAGCUCAGAGUGUGUCGUCCGCUUCUUGCGAAUUUUAGAGGGAGUAGCGGAAUUAGAGAAUUUAUUCGUGAAAGGUUAUGCACCUUCAAUUUGUGUACUGUAGUUAGCAUUCCCCGAACCGGACCGUUAUUUAUAUUGCUUGUAAAGCUGUACAUAAUGUCCCUUUUUGGGACUGUAUUUAUACCUAAGGUGCUAGGAACGAGGACCAGUUCCCAGUCAUACCUCAUAUUGAGGUUCGAUUAUACUUCAAAAUCGAUCGCACCGUUUAGGCGUCGAUUUUGACCGUACAUUUUUUUUUCCUGGAAUCUGUUCAUAUUAGAGAAUUUGUAGUUUUUUAUCUGAUAUGAUCCGAGAUUGGUUCUAGUGCAACCGGAGAUCCUCGCAUUCAAGACAUGCCCAUGGAUUGAUGAAAUCUUGUAUUACAAGCUUGUAAAUUGCUGGAUAAGUGGAAUAACAUCCAUCUGUGAAUGUAAUCAAA